Sparassis crispa is the source of this 1137-nucleotide messenger RNA. Its product is annotated as Probable D-xylulose reductase. The transcript is spliced from 4 exons. Gene Ontology annotation, biological process: D-sorbitol catabolic process. The record is from RefSeq and is a predicted model, not a curated record. The coding region runs from base 1 to 1137 and encodes 378 amino acids. Gene Ontology annotation, molecular function: L-iditol 2-dehydrogenase (NAD+) activity; zinc ion binding. NCBI's taxonomy places the organism in Eukaryota, Fungi, Basidiomycota, Agaricomycetes, Polyporales, Sparassidaceae.
AUGUCCCCUAUCGCCCUUCCCGCUCAGCACGCCGUCGUCCUCCACGGUGCGAAGGAUCUUCGCUACGAGGAGCGUACCCUCUGGCCACCUCAACAGGGCCAAGCUCAGGUCGCGGUAGUUGCGACAGGUCUCUGCGGAAGUGACUUGCACUAUUACAUGCAUGGCCGAAACGGCGACUUUGUGGUGCAGUCUCCACUCGUGCUAGGCCACGAAUCAGCAGGGGUUGUCACUGCGGUUGGUCCGGGAGUGAAGAACCUCGUACCCGGGCAGCGCGUGGCCAUCGAGGCCGGCAUCAUGUGCAAUAACUGCAACUACUGUGCCAAGGGGCGCUAUAACCUCUGCAAGAACAUGCGCUUCUGCAGCAGCGCCAAAACCUUCCCCCACUCCGACGGCACGCUACAAGACCGCAUGAACCACCCAGCACACGUACUACACCCACUACCUGACCACUGCACGUUCGAACAAGCAGCACUAGCCGAACCGCUCUCUGUCCUCCUCCACGCAGCCCGCCGCGCAGAACUCACCCCGUCCUCCCAUUCCACAGUCCUCGUAUUCGGUGUCGGUGCUAUCGGCCUCCUCGCCUGUGCCCUCGCCAAAUCAUACGGCGCGCCCCGCGUCGUCGCCAUCGACAUCAACCCCGCCCGCCUCAACUUCGCGCGCGAGCAAGGCUUUGCGGAUCAGGUGUACUGCCUUCCCAUGGUCGACAAGGCGAAGACGACCGACGAGCAGCUCCGGCGCGCGAAGGAGACCGUCAGCGCCGCGCUGAGCGAGUUCGACAUGCCCGACGGGUUCGACAUCGUCUUCGAGUGUACCGGUGCGGAGCCGUGUAUCCAGAUGUCCAUCCAUGCCGCCAUCACGGGCGGGAAGGUGAUGCUCGUCGGCAUGGGCGCGCGCAAUGUCACGCUCCCGCUCUCCGCGGCUGCGACGCGUGAAGUUGACAUCCACGGCUCGUUCCGGUACGCAAACACGUACCCCGCCGCGCUCGCGCUGCUGGGGUCGGGGAAGCUCCCGAACGUCGAGCACAUCAUCACACACCGCUUCGCCCUCCAGGACUCUGCGCGUGCGUUCGAGCUCCUCGCUAAGGGCCGCGACGAGCAGGGCCACAUGGUCCUCAAAGUCAUGGUCGGCUCGCAAUGA